CACUGUGUUGCAAGAUGGCGCCGCUCAAGGCAGCCGUGCUAUUUUGGUGCGCUCUGUUUGUUUUGUUCAUGUUUGUUUAUACCAAAGAAGAGCUCAUAAACAUCAGGGGAAAAACACCAGCGGAUUUAAUUCCUACUUUUCUCGUGUCAUCAGUGAAAUUAUUAGACAUUUUGGUCAAGGCUUCACUCUCCGUUGUUCAUGUGGUGAAGUGCUGGAGGAGGGGGAGGAGGUCCGAUACACUGGUGUGACUACGCCCAAGAGGACACCGCACGCCGCUACCGGGUAUAUUUCUCAACAACGUGUGCUCACUGUGCAAUAAACUGAAAGAACUUCAGCUACUGGUAGGGAAAAACAGAGACUUUUAUUCAUCUUCUGUUCUGUGCUUCACGGAGACGUGGCUGUGUGGAUCAAUACUGGACUCCGCGCUGCAGCUGGCUGAUUUCUACAGAGCAGACCGUAACAGAACUCUCUGGCAAAACAAAAGGUGGUGGUGUCUGUUUUUACAUUAACAAUGGCUGGUGUAAUGAUGUGACAGUGAUUCAGCAGUGCUGUUCUCAUGACCUGGAGUAUUUACUGAUAUACUGUAAACCAUUUUACUCUCCCCGCUAGUUUGCUUCCUCUGUGUAUACAUUCCACUGCAGGCCAACGUGCUCGACACACAACGCACAACCAGAUAGUGUGGGUCAAAGCAGUGACCCUGACAUCUGUGGUUAUGAAGUCCUUUGAGUGCCUUUUGUUGUCCCACCUUAAAUCCAUCACAGACCCACUCCUGGACCCCUUGCAGUUUGCCUACAGAGCCAACAGGUCUGUAGACGACGUAGUUAACAUGGCCCUUCACGUCAUCCUCCAGCACCUGGACUCCCCACAAACCUAUGCCAGGAUCUUGUUUGUGGAUUUCAGCUCUGGAAGCAGCAUGUUAAACUGGGAAAACAUGUUUCUGACUCCAGGACCAUCAGCACCGGAUCCCCUCUCCCUGUACAGCUGCACCUCCUUUCACCAGACCGUCAAGCUCCUGAAGUUUGCGGCUGACCUCUCCCACCCUGGACACAAACUGUUUUAGACACUCACCUCUGGCAGGAGGCUGCGGUCCAUCAGGACCAAAACCUCUCGCCACAGGCACGCACACACACACACACACACACACACACACACACACACAAUUUUAAUUUUAGCAGCUAUAAGUCAGGCUAAAGUCCAUCAAAAUAUCCUAAAACCAGAGGAAUCCCAAAUAUGUUUUGGAGCUGGAAGCUGCAGUAGAGUAAUUAGAGUGAUCAGAUGAUUGAUGGUGUUUUCAGAAUCAGAAUCAGAAUCAGCUUUAUUUGCUAGGUAUGUGUACACAUAUGAGGAAUCUGACUCUGGAUUGUACAUUGUUCACGAUAUGCUAACUUACAAUACAAUAAUAAAAUCACACUCAUGUACACAGUGUGAUGGAGCAUAGUGCAAAGGUUGCUGGAAUAAAUAAGUAUGUGUUGUAGUAGGUGUUAUGUACAUGCGGUAGGUGGAUUUGGUAUACAGUAUAUACAAUAUAAAAAAUGACAAUAUGAACAGUAUGAACAGCUCUGAAAUAGAAAAUGAUGAGUAAAUAAUAAGUGGUAGCCAGUAAACAGGUGGCUGAUUAGAGACAGAGUUACUGGGUUAUUGCACAGGUAUUGUUCGCAACACUGUAAGGCAGAAAUCAGCUAUUCAUCAGAUUGAUGGCUUGUGGGAAGAAACUGUUCCUGAGUCUGUUGGUUCACCGUUUGCACAAACUCUGCUGUGAAGAGUAUAACAUGCUGUAAUAAAGUUAUAUAAACAAGGACUUUUUAUUUAUUUUCUGUGGCAGCAUACACAAUACAGCUUUCACUAUUACCAGUAUACUGCAACCUGAGCUUAUGUACACACUUUAUAGCAGACUAAUAUAAUUAAACUACUCCUCAGCAGCAACCAGCAGAAACACUGAAAACCCAAUUUAAUAUUAGAAUAUAUUUUUUUAUAUCCCCCAGCCUUAGAGGAAGAGUUAGGAUUUGAAAUAACCGUGAAUAUCUUUUAUUUUUACAAAAAGACUCCUGGAGUGGCUAGUAGUGAGUGUGACAUGACUUGUACUUGACAAGGAUAGAUGUUACUAAAAUAUAAUCAUAUUGGGCAAAAUAAGAAAUAAAGGCCUGGUUCUUGCUACAGUUGAGUUGAGCAUUCUCCAUAACUCAUGUUAACAUGAAACAAUUUAGUAAGUGUAGAACGGGACUUUUCUAAUGGGAUGGUGGAACACAUAAUGUACAUCUGCACAAGGAAAAUGCAGCAUUCGUCCAGAAACCACUGCCCGCUAACACACUUAUUAACCAUCAAAGUCCAUUCUCUACAUGUGCAAAAAAUAUAUCCCAAUCUAUGUUGCGGAAUAUUUCUACUAGUUUACUGAUUCUGAUUUUUUGUGCGUGUGUACAUGUAGAUUCGCAGUGUGCAGGUUCUCCCAGUAGACUAUGAGAUAGAGUACAUCUGCAGGGGCAACAGGAUGAUUGUGGGACCCAAGGUCAGGAAGUGUUUGCCCAACGGCACUUGGACCGAUCUGAGCCAGAGCAGCAGAUGCUUGUUGUUGUGUCCUCGUGUGUGGACAUCAUUGGAAAAUGGCCGAGUGUCUUCUUGGCCCCUGGGGCCUGCGGUGGAGGGGACAGUGCUACAUUACAGCUGUCUGCCUGGUUUCAUCCUGAUGGGCCACAACGCAACACAGUGCAAUAAGAUGGGGAAGUGGGACAUGCCCAAACCUGUGUGUCAUUAUGAUCGGCACUACAAAGGCAAGAAGAAGCUCUACAUCGGAGCCCUCUUCCCCAUGAGUGGAGGCUGGCCCGGAGGACAAGCCUGCCUCCCCGCCGCUCAGAUGGCUCUGGACCUGGUGAAUAAAAGGACCGACAUACUGCCGGACUACGAGCUGGAGCUCAUACACCACGACAGUAUGUGUGAUCCAGGGGAGGCCACCAAGCUGCUGUAUGACCUUCUGUACACAGAGCCUAUUAAAAUCGUGCUGAUGCCAGGCUGCAGCUCCGUGUCCACACUGGUGGCUGAGGCUGCUCGUAUGUGGAACCUUAUAGUGUUAUCGUAUGGCUCCAGCUCUCCGGCUCUGUCCAACCGCCAGCGUUUUCCCACCUUCUUCCGCACUCAUCCAUCUGCCACACUGCACAACCCAACUCGAGUGCAGCUCUUCCAGAAGUGGAAAUGGACCAAGAUUGCCACCAUUCAGCAAACAACAGAAGUUUUUACAUCUACUCUGGAUGAUCUAGAGGAGAGGGUGAAGGAGGCAGGCAUUGAAAUCAGCGUUCGUCAGAGUUUCCUCACCGACCCUGCUGUGGCUGUCAAAAACCUCAAGCGCCAAGAUGCCAGAAUUAUCGUUGGUCUGUUCUAUGAGACGGAGGCCAGGAAGGUCUUCUGUGAGGUGUACAAGGAGAAGCUGUAUGGAAAAAAGUAUGUGUGGUUCCUUAUCGGUUGGUACGCAGACAACUGGUUUAAGAUCAAGGACCCAUCCAUUAACUGUACAGUGGAGCAGAUGACAGAGGCUGUGGAGGGUCAUGUUACCACUGAGAUUGUCAUGCUCAACCCAGAGACAGUGCGAGGAGCCUCCAACCUGACCUCCCAGGAGUUUCUAGCCCAGCUGAUGUCUAAACUUGGAGGUAAAAAUCCAGAGGAGACAGGUGGUUUCCAGGAGGCCCCGCUGGCAUAUGACGCUGUGUGGGCUUUAGCCCUGGCCCUCAACAAGACUGUGGGGCCCCUAAAGGUCAAGGGUCACCGGCUAGAAGAUUUCAACUACAACAACCGAGAUAUCACAGCUGAGAUCUACCGAGCGCUGAACACCAGUUCCUUCGAGGGGGUUUCAGGUCAUGUUGUAUUUGACGCGCAAGGUUCCCGAAUGGCUUGGACUCUUAUUGAACAGCUUCAAGGAGGGAGCUAUAAGAAGAUUGGAUACUACGACAGCACUAAAGGCAAUCUAUCCUGGUAUGGAAAUGACAAGUGGAUAGGCUCAGGACCCCCUGCAGACCAGACAGUGGUCAUCGAGGAGUUUCGCUAUCUGUCCCAAAAGCUCUUUGUGUCUGUGUCUGUCUUUGCUGGGUUGGGGAUCCUGCUGGGAAUCGUCUGCCUCACCUUCAACAUCUACAACAGCAAUGUCAGGUACAUUCAGAACUCUCAGCCAUACCUUAACAACAUGACUGCAGUGGGCUGCAUGAUGGCUCUGGCUGCUGUCUUCCCUCUGGGCAUCGAUGGCCUUCAUGUCCAGAGGAGACAGUUCCCCGCCGUUUGCCAGUUUCGCCUAUGGCUGCUUGGUCUAGGUUUCAGCCUUGCUUAUGGCAGCAUGUUCACCAAGAUCUGGUGGGUCCACACCGUCUUCACCAAGAAGGAGGAGAAGAAGGAUAAGAGAAAGCAGCACCUGGAACCAUGGAAACUCUACGCAACUGUUGGUGUUCUGCUCGGCAUUGAUAUCCUUUCUCUCAUGAUCUGGCAGAUUGUGGAUCCUUUACAUAUCACAGUGGAGAAAUUCACUAGAGAAGCCCCUAAAGGAGACCUGGAUGUUUUGAUCCAGCCUUUACUGGAACACUGCAGUUCACAAAAGAUGAACACUUGGCUGGGUGUGGUGUACGGUUAUAAAGGCUUACUGCUGCUGCUCGGCAUCUUCCUGGCCUAUGAGACCAAGUCCAUCUCCACAGAGAAGAUCAAUGACCACCGAGCUGUGGGCAUGGCCAUCUAUAAUGUUGCUGUUCUGUGUAUGAUCACAGCUCCAGUCACCAUGAUCCUGUCCUCCCAGCAGGACGCUUCCUUCGCCUUUGCGUCCUUGGCCAUUGUCUUCUCGGUCUACAUCACCCUAGUGGUUCUGUUCGUCCCCAAGAUGCGGCGUCUCAUCACCCGGGGUGAGUGGCAGUCAGAUGCCCAGGAGACCAUGAAGACCGGCUCAUCCACCAAUAACAAUGACGAGGAGAAGUCCAGACAACUGGAGCGAGAGAACAAGGAGCUACAGAAGAUCGUUCAGGAGAAAGAAGAGCGUGUGUCGGAGCUGAGAAACCAGCUGUCUGAGCGACAGGCCCUGCGAUCCAGGAGAAGAGCUUCCACUGUCACCAAUCAGAACCACAGCUCUCCCCCCCUUACCAUCGCCCAGAGCGACCCCAGGUCUCUGGCCCCUCCUCCAGGGUACCCUGCCCCCACCUCUGAUCCCCACACUAUCUCGCCGUCCUUCGCAAACUCGUCCAGCCUCUACCAGCCAGACAGCAAGAUUAGCCGGAAUAACUGCCACGCCAGCCGGCUGCAGCUGCUGUACAAGUGAGAUGGUGGUGAACAUUGGAGGGAGGAGGACAGUAAUUACAUUCAUAGCUACAUAGAGUAUCUUUGGAGGAGCUGACUCCAAAACUCAUUUCACUGAUCAGCUGCAGGAGGCCAGAGGAUAACCAGUGGAAAGGUUAAUAUAAAUCUUUUUUUAAGAGAGGAUUUACAUUUGCACUUGUUUCACUCUUUCCAAGCUGAUCAUCAUGUUGUUUUUCUUUUUCUUCUCUGACAGAUAAAAACAUGUACAUACAUCUUGUUAAUUAUACAAUUUUGCAUCUGUGAUCCGCCAGUGAUUUAUGUGCCAUCUAGAGUUUGAGAAAAAAUGCUCAGACUUGACUUUUCACUAAGACCUGACCUUAUUAGCUUGAAUUACUAACCUGUCAAGCUCUCCAUUGUAAUGUAAUGCAAUUUACAGUGGUGGCAGAUUUACCAUCAAAGUUUGUGGUAAUGUCUGAAACAAUAAGUCCUUGCCUUGACAAGAGAAGGCAAAAGCAGCUUCUUGAUUUUGUCGCUGGCAGAUUUCAUCUGAUGAUUUAUUUGCUAAUUAACGUUAGAUCCUUGAGUUGGUUGAAAACUGUCUUCAGCUGACUCACUUUAAAAUGAGUAGCCUGUAAAAUGGUCUUUAAUAUGCACAUGCUGGCUACCUACAUGAUAUUAUGCUAAAAGACUGAGACGAAAGCUUCAUUUCCCAGGGGAAAAGUCAGCAUUUCCACCAGUUGAUGAUGAUCCAUUUAGAAGACAUGGGGAAAAAAGGAGCAGCAUUCUUUAUGUACUGUGGGGCAGCUGAUUAGGCCUAGGAUUAUAAGGCAGUAUGAUAAAGAAAAGGUAAUGUGAUUUCAUUCUAACAUACAUAGAUUUAUCAUUUAUUGUUCAUAUUCAAACAGUAUGUUUCACUUUUACAGGUGAAAAAACUUGAGGAUGUGUAGUAAAGUAACCAAUGAGUUUGGAAAACUGGGGGAAUGCUAUCUGGGGUAAAGUGUUAGGCUCGAGUGUAAACCUCCACAAAUCCAAUAAAGAGCACAAGAGAGCCACUAACGUUGGCCUAAACUCUGAUAUAGAUGCAUUCAAGCCCGGCUCAAAUGACCCUUGGCCUUGGACGUAACGCUAGGUUAUACUGUAGGUAGUAUGCAGUUAGUACAACAGAUUAACACACUGUGUGUACUUGGUAUCCAAACCACUCGUAGGGUUGUAUCCUUUUAACCCUUCAAAACCAACACAAGGGUGUAGGGAAUGAAAUGAAUUGUGUUUGUGUAGCUUGAGUCUCAGUCUGUUAAAUAUCUUAAAUGUAGCCUUUAAGUGCAUAUUUAAAGACCCUUUGAACAUGGCUCUCAUUUUAAACAAGUCAACUAGAAAGAAUUAAUUCUUCAGCCAUCACUGAGUUAGUGUUAAUUAUUCAAUUAAAUCCUUUUUUAUUUAUAUAGCGCCAAUUAGCUGAUAAAAUCUGCUAGCAACAGUUCAUUUCAGCUGACAGAAUCUAGCAUCACUGACUGCAAAUGAAAAGCUGCUUUAUUUGCUUAUGUGUGAAAUCAAAGACUCAUUAUUUCAAAAGACUAAGAAUUUCAAUGGUAAAUCUGCUAACGUUAUCACUGAAAACUGCAGUGCUAGAAAGGGUCAACAGGAAUAACAGUAACUAAUGGGGAGUGGGGCUUGGCAAAGGGUCAAUUGGAGACUAAUAUAUUAUGGCAAAGCAUUUAUCAUAUCUGUACCUUACAAUAUUGCCUCUUAAUGUGUUUAGAUAGUGCUAUGUACUGUAUUAAGAGGCUGGACAAAAGGACAGACUUCAUGAGAAAUAAUGCCAGUUUUGUGACAAAGUAACUGGUUAUAUCCAUUACAUAGUCAUUUUAGCUCCCGUUGUUAAAUGUUUGAUAGUGGUUUUUACAUUGUCUCUGUUCAAAGAGACUUCUGAGUCAUUGUACAUAGUUGUGUGUGUUCAUGCUAAACCCCUCACUGUGGAUGAAUUCAAUCCUGCCUAUUCAGGGCUGGGAAGAAAGUCAACUGAGGACACCGCUGUUAUCUGUGAGAUAUUUACUGUAUCAAUUGUCGUGACUGCCACACUCAAGAGCUGAAGGAACAUUACAUGAGGCUAAAAGCAUAAAUUCAAACACCUUUAUCUGUUUAAUAUUUAGCUGGGUCCUGGUGUUUAACUUUCCUUUGGACAAGACAGAUAAAUACCAGAAAUAAACAGUGGACUAGUGGUCGGCUGACAAGGCUUAAAUGUCAGAAUUUGUUGUUAUGUAAUAUUUAAAGGGAACAUAUUUUGCUUUCCCUGAUUUUCUGUCAUAUAUUAAUGUUAGUAUAUGCCAAAGUUUUAACUAAUAAGGUAAACAGAUGUAAAAGCAAGCCCUGUGAUCAGAAAGCUUAGUCUUCUUGCUGCUCUGAAUACUUCGUGUCCAUCGGUGUGGAAUUCCUUAAAACUUAACUGAUUUUAAAAAUGUGGGAUAUCACAGACAUAACGACAGAUUUAACCAUUUUUUUAUAUUUUAAUCUUAAAAGCACACACAUCAAACAAUUUAGUCCAGACGCAAGACCACACACAUGGCGUUUAUACUAAACAGUUUGAGAUUGGCAGUUCCGGGGACUUGGGAUAGCACAGAAACUUGUGUUAUCAAAUGUGACUUCAGACAGAAACAAACAUGGAGGCAGACUGUCGUCGUCAGCUAGUUGUACUUGUGUGAGGUAUGUUUUGAACACAGGGAUUGAAAUGAACUUUUUGGCUCACCUGCCAAUGGGAGUGGUAGAUGAAAAAUCCACUGGCCAAAAUAAUAAAUUACCCUUUUGUGUCACACGUA
This is a messenger RNA of Micropterus salmoides (largemouth bass), 8063 nucleotides long. It is a transcript of the gene gabbr1b, whose product is annotated as gamma-aminobutyric acid (GABA) B receptor, 1b. NCBI's taxonomy places the organism in Eukaryota, Metazoa, Chordata, Actinopteri, Centrarchiformes, Centrarchidae. The coding region runs from base 2486 to 5275 and encodes 929 amino acids. Gene Ontology annotation, cellular component: membrane; G protein-coupled receptor heterodimeric complex. Gene Ontology annotation, molecular function: G protein-coupled GABA receptor activity. The transcript has 21 exons. The record is from RefSeq and is a predicted model, not a curated record. Gene Ontology annotation, biological process: gamma-aminobutyric acid signaling pathway; G protein-coupled receptor signaling pathway.